AGCCGACGCGACAACGAAAGACGCGAGUGACAGUUGUGGAAUGACUUCACGCCUCUGUCGUGUAUUUCAAUGGUUUUACGUGUUCAUUCGUAUCGUAAAUUAAUCAGCGAGCCGGGCCAUUGUGCAACCUGUCGCCUAAAAUCGUUCUUGUGGUCGAUCUAAAUAAUUUGUGCGAACAUUGCUAAAAAAACACGUAGCGGCUGACGUAUCGGUCGGACAGUCUGGAUUCAGUGAGUGAGCGAAAGAGAAAGAAAUACGUGUGGCAAAGAAAAACAAGAAGGAAGGGAGGAGGAUUCAACGUGAAAGACAGGGACUGACGCGUUGCAGGCGUAUCUCGGACGUGUGCCCUCGAACACACCAACGAAAUACGUAUCGAUGUUUGAAAAAACAACCAAUCAGAAGUAAGAAUUCAAACGGCAAAGAGUAGGACCGAACGUCAACGAACCUCGCCGAACAGUACCGAACGCCGGCGAGUAUUCGCUCGUGCUCAGUCGCGAUCGCUCCUUUGAUCUGUAAACACGUCGAACGACAGAGGGAUCGACUGGCUUCGGGAGGUCCACGCCAGCGCCAUCACUCGUUCUUCUUUGGUAUUACUGCUCUGUUGGGCGACGGUGUCCGUCCGCCACAACCGUCUUUAAUGGACGUGUCGCACCGCUCGAGGAAAGAACGCCGACAGAGAUGUUGAAGUUUAUCAGAGGGAAAGGCCAACAACCUACGGCCGAGCGACAGAAACUGCAAAAGGAUCUUUUCGCCUUUCGAAAGACGGUGCAGCAUGGGUUCCCAAACAAACCUACAGCCCUGGCAUGGGAUCCAAGUUUGCGGCUGAUGAUCAUCGGUACGGCAUCCGGCGCCAUCAAGGUAUUCGGCAGGCCAGGUGUCGAGUUCUAUGGUCAACACUCGAUCGAGAGCGGGGAGAAUGCAGUGACGAAGAUCGUCGCGUUGCCUAACGAGGGUCGCGUGGUCUCGUUAUGCGACGACAAUUCCCUCCACCUUUGGGAGAUCAACGAGAGUUCCGUGGUGGAAACGAAAUCGCUUUCGUUGGAGGGAAAACUGAAGAAAAUCUCGGCGAUGUGCCUGGAGUCGAGCGGUGAACAUCUGCUACUGGGAACGGAAGGGGGCAAUAUUUAUCUGCUGAACCUGAAAACCUUCUCGAUGCCUGAUAACAUCAUCUACCAGGAUGUUGUGAUGCAAAAUGUACCAGAUGAUUACAAGAAGAAUCCAGGAGCGGUCGAGGCGAUAGCUGAACAACCAGGUCAUCCGGACAAUAUUCUGAUAGGUUACAAUCGUGGUUUAAUGGUUCUGUGGAACAAAGCAACUCCUGGAGCUCAACAGCUGAUGGGUUUGUUUUCGCGUGCGCAGACAUUCGUCUCCACGCAACAGCUGGAAUCUGUCCAUUGGAUCUCCGAGAAUCGUUUCGUUUCCUCGCACAACGAUGGAUCGUACGCGUUUUGGAGUCCGAUCAGUGACACAAUGGUAGACUCGAACACACCCUAUGGUCCAUUCCCGUGUAAAGCUGUCACUAAGAUCCUCGUCUAUGAGACCGAAGAGCACGGUGAACUUAUUCUAUUUUCGGGUGGAAUGCAACGUGCCAGUUACGGUGACCGUCACACGAUCACCGUAAUGACGAAGAAAAAACAGGUAGUCUUUGAUUUCACGUCGAAAGUGAUCGACUUCUUCACCGUGUUCCCGAAGCAAGAGGAGGGUAAGGAGAUACCCGAUGAUGGCCCGGAAGCGCUAAUAGUAUUGGCCGAAGAAGAGGUGGUAGCCAUUGAUUUAAUUAAUCCCGAAUGGAAAAUGAUGGCCUUACCUUACUUGGUAUCCCUCCAUGCGAGUGCGGUCACUUGUUCGCAACACGUUCCAAACGUGCCGGAAGAGCUAUGGGACAGCAUCGUGGCAGCUGGAAAAGCGCAGACGGAGCAUUUGUAUUCGGAGAAACCGUGGCCUAUAGACGGUGGUAUUAUUCUUAAUCAGAAAUCUGGAAACGAGAAGCCGAAAGGUAGAGAAAUGUUGCUUACCGGCCACGAGGAUGGAACCGUGAGAUUUUGGAACGCUUCUGACGUCGCGUUGACGCCUCUGUACAAAUACAAUUCCUCUAUAUUGUUCACCGGCGAACACUUGGACGUCCUCGAGCAACCGCCGGAGGACGACGAGAACGAAUGGCCACCUUUUAGAAAAGUUGGAACGUUCGACCCCUACUCGGACGAUCCGCGACUAGCCGUUAAAAAGGUUUUACUCUGCCCUUUGUCCUCGACGUUAGUGGUCGCUGGCACGGCUGGCCACGUGAUCACAGCCACCAUAUCGUCCGAGCCAACGAACAAAGAAAUCAAAGCGAUCACUAUGAACAUUGUCAACGAUCGCGAUGGAUUCGUAUGGAAAGGUCACGAUCAUUUGCCAGUAAGAACGACCAGCAUAUCCUUCGCGGUUGGUUUUCAACCGCAAAGUCUUCUUCAAUUAUAUCCACCGGCUGCGGUUACCGCGCUGGCUAUACACAGUGAAUGGGGAUUACUCGCUGCUGGUACGGCACAUGGUUUAGCAGUUUUCGAUUAUACAAGGGCGAAGGCUGUUACCGUCAAGUGCACGCUCAAUCCGAAUGAUCUAUCCGGAGCGGGUGACACGCCUAUUUCGAGAAGAAAAUCGUUCAAAAAAUCGUUGAGAGAAUCUUUCAGGAGAUUAAGGAAAGGAAGAUCGCAGCGUAGAGCGACGACUGCUAGUAGCCCGACGCGAAAUGCUACGGAAAAGAAGAAAGAUGUUUCCAGUGUUGCUUCCUCGCCGAUCGGUGACCUCUCUCCGGUAGAGCUGAAACCUGUGGAAAGACAAGUGGAAGCAAGACCAAUGGAUGACGCAUUGGGCUCGAUGGUUCGAUGUUUAUAUUUUGCUAGGAGUUAUAUUAUAAGCAUGCAAAAUACAACCCCUACACUUUGGGCGGGUACCAAUAACGGUACGGUGUAUGUAUUCACGUUAGCGAUUCCUGCGGGGGUUCGAAGAACGGAAGAGGAUGUAAAUUGUACAUUAGGAAAAGAGAUUCAAUUAAAGCACAGAGCACCGGUGAUCGCCAUAACGAUUCUCGACGGAUCCAGCGUUCCUUUACCGGAACCGUUCGAAGCCGAGAAAGGUGUCAGUCCUGGUCCGGAUAUGGCGUCACCGCACAGAGUCGUUAUCGCCAGCGAGGAACAGUUCAAAAUCUUUAAUCUUCCAUCGUUGAAACCAUAUUGUAAAUACAAACUUACCGCGCACGAGGGUUCGCGUGUAAGAAAAACAGGUUUUGCAAAAUUCUCGUGCCCGGUUGAGCCUGCAGGUACGCACGAAGAAACCUGUUUAUUAUGCCUGACCAAUCUCGGUGAUUGUUUACUGCUUAGCAUCCCAGAAUUGAGAAGGCAGCUUAACGCAGCGGCCAUUAAAAGGGAAGACAUCAACGGUAUCUCAUCGUUGACUUUCACAAAAGCUGGCGAAGCUUUGUACCUGCAUUCAAGCUCGGAAAUUCAACGAAUUUCAUUGUCGACCAGUAAAGUGACGAAGGCAAACUGUGCGCUGAAUUUACCGCCAAAUGCUAGAUCCUACCCGGAGGCUAACAACGAGGAGACGCAGGAGCAAGGAGUCGUGGAAGGAGCUGCGGAAACGGAAGGAGAGACAACGCAAGGAAGCCAACAGCCGACCACGGUACAGAGGACGAUCGUAGAAAACGGUGUAGUGGGUUCCACCGACGGUGAAGAAUCGCCGAAAGAAUCACCUUCUUUGCAACCAGCUGCGAGCACGAACGAUGUAAACGGAGAGGAUGAUCGUCAAGAUUUGAGUUCUAUCGGAGACAUCACAAUUGAUAGCGUGAAGGAUCAUUUACUUAACAGUUCACUUUUCAGAAAUGCAACGUCCUCCGAAGAACUUCAUAAUCGUCUUGCAGGACUUAAAAUGGAAGUGACUUCUCGAACUUCUGAAAUUUCUACACAGAACCAAUCCUUAGUGGUAAAGACCACCACCGUUGUUUCACAAACAACCAACACUACCACUGCUAGCACUACGGUAGAGAGAGAGAUACGCAGCGGUACUGAGACUACAACGACACACGCUACCAUCACUAUACCUCCAAACGUCGAGAUCAGUGACAUUCUGCAAUAACCACCCGAAGAUCCGGUUAGAGAAAGUCUUAAAUCUAUGUUACGUAAUGCUAAAUCUAGAUUUUUACAUGGUAUUUAUGUAAGAAUGGGAUUCAGUAAGACACUCCACGCAUUCUUAAAGAAACAUUUACAUUAAAAAAGAAAAUAUAAUAAUACAGACAUAAUCUAACGUAGAACUGCCAACGUUCGCGGUAUCACGCGCACAUCGAUUCGAAUCUUUCGCCUCUCUCAUUGUCUUGCCUGAAAAUCACUGGCAAUCGAAGUUUCAAAAGUACUAAUACUUUACAAUACCUAUUAAUUAAUAGAUCGUUACAUCACUGAUCCUACUAUAAUGACUUUUUCUUUUUUUUUUUUACAAAAGAAAAACGAAAACGAAUAAAAAUAUACAAUAUUUUUAUCGAAAAACAUAAAUAGACUGAACGCAUGAAAGAAGCAUAUCCGUUGUUUCUUUUGCAUUUAAUUGACGCCAUUCGCGCGAAAUCGAACAAAGUUUUUUCAUCGUUUCGUCGUUUGUCUCUCAAGACUACGCAUUAAGUGUUGAAAAUAAAAAUGUGUCAAUUUCUUAUUCAUUGAUGCGAUUGUGAGGCCUUUGUAGAUAGAUUUUAAUCUUCCUCUAAUUUCGUAAUUUCCUAUGAAUUUGUUCAUUUUUUCUUUUUUUUUUUACUUUGAUCGACCGCGGAAAAUAUGUUUCUAUUAUGCGGUGGUUAUCUUUAAACGAAUGUUAUACAAGGCGUUCCAAGGAUAUUGAGUAUUAUGCACAGUUUUUAUAUAAGGAUGUAAUUCCAAGUACAAAAAUUUUAACUAUCUUGACCAUAUUAAAGAAUUUGCAUUUUAAUUAAAGUUUUAUUUGCAUUUAACCGUUGGAAGUCGAUUUUAUAACGUCUUGGGAGAACUAGCAUUUCUACUGUGCUUUUUGGACCGCCCUGUACCGUUAAUUUUAUUAUAAUUGUAAACUAUAUUAACAAGGUGAAGUCAACGCGUUAAAUAAGAUACAAUUGUACGAAAACAAACGUGCUUCUGCUAUUGUAAAAUUAUUGAUUUUUUACCUUGAUAAAAUAUUACACACUGUA
Molecule: messenger RNA, 5179 nt
Organism: Osmia bicornis bicornis
Lineage: Eukaryota; Metazoa; Arthropoda; Insecta; Hymenoptera; Megachilidae
Gene: l(2)gl
Product: lethal(2) giant larvae protein homolog 1
Exons: 17
Coding region: 679-4110 (1143 amino acids)
Biological process (GO): establishment of spindle orientation; regulation of establishment or maintenance of cell polarity; regulation of Notch signaling pathway
Cellular component (GO): cytoplasm; cortical actin cytoskeleton; plasma membrane
Molecular function (GO): syntaxin binding; GTPase activator activity; myosin II binding
Source: RefSeq, a predicted model, not a curated record